GGGAAACACGUACGGAAACGUUCGUGAUUGAGAUGUCAGAAGUUCAUCCUGUGCCGAUCGUUGGAUCUCGAAAGCAGAGAACCAACGGCCACGAUCAGACACGCCAGAUUUUUUUCUUCUUCCUAUUUUCUGAAACCCUAACCGUAACCUAACAACGCUCUUCAAUUAUAAUCUUUAACACUCGAUCUGAUCCCUCGAAGCCUCAGAUCAGUUUCUCUCCUCAUCACUCUCAUCAGAUCUCUUCUUCUUCCGAUAAUUUGGGUUUUCUUCUAUAAAACCCUAAUGAGGUACGUGCAGAAAGCUAGCGGGAAAAACUAUAAUCGAAAAACUCAUUUCUCAGUCAUUUUCUCUCAGAAACUGUAGAAGCAAUCCUCCAUUAAAAGGGAAGAUUUAUGGAUUCUGUGGUCUCUUCAACUGGAUGGGAUUACAGUUGUGACUUUGAAGUAGAUUAUGGAUCAAAGGAGCACGCAGCUAUGGUUUAUGCAUCACUAGAUGUGGACAAAGAGUUGCAGCCAGAUAAGGUCAAGAGACUGAUGACCCUAUCGGAUGGCAAACUUAAAGUACACUUCAAAGCAGUGGAGGCCAGAUUUUUACGUGCUUCAUUCAGUGCAUUUGUAGACCUUAUGAUACUUGCCACACAAAUCAUCGAGGAAUAUGGUCAAGAAUGAAGAACAUUUGGAAAAGAAAUGAUGUCUUACAAACAGAAUGUAAUGUGUCUAGUUAAGCAGAGAUGUAUGCAUAAUUUUAAUGUCACUGUCCUAUUAAACCAUUUUUGUGAUCUCAUUGAUUGAAGUUAUGGUCACUAGCUUCCAUAUCCUUGUCUGCUAAAAUGUUGAGUAAAGUGAAUUGUAGCUUCAGAGUUUGCAAAAAUGUUGAGUAAAGUGAAUUGUAGCUUCAGAGUUUGCUA
This is a messenger RNA of Asparagus officinalis (garden asparagus), 907 nucleotides long. RefSeq lists its product as uncharacterized. Lineage: Eukaryota; Viridiplantae; Streptophyta; Magnoliopsida; Asparagales; Asparagaceae. The transcript has 6 exons. Gene Ontology annotation, cellular component: EKC/KEOPS complex. The record is from RefSeq and is a predicted model, not a curated record. Bases 393 to 668 code for a protein of 91 amino acids.